Messenger RNA from Equus quagga, 4092 nucleotides. It is a transcript of the gene GRHL3, whose product is annotated as grainyhead like transcription factor 3. NCBI's taxonomy places the organism in Eukaryota, Metazoa, Chordata, Mammalia, Perissodactyla, Equidae. Gene Ontology annotation, molecular function: DNA-binding transcription activator activity, RNA polymerase II-specific; RNA polymerase II cis-regulatory region sequence-specific DNA binding. The coding region runs from base 1984 to 3792 and encodes 602 amino acids. Gene Ontology annotation, cellular component: nucleus. The record is from RefSeq and is a predicted model, not a curated record. The transcript is spliced from 16 exons. Gene Ontology annotation, biological process: regulation of transcription by RNA polymerase II.
CGAUCUCAUAGGGUUGUUGUAAGGAGGAGAUGAGACACUGCACGUAAAGGCUCAGCACCAUGCCUGAUGUGUUCAGCAUACUGAGCACCUACUGUGUGCCAGACACUGGAGCAGGCACUGGAGAGUCAAGAGGGAGGAAGGCAGACAAGGUCUUUGCUCUUAUGGAGUUCACAUUCCAGGAGAGACAGACAACAAACAAUUAGAAAAUAUCAAAAAGUCCCAAGGGCUUUGCAGGGAACCAAGAGAAAGUGGUGAUAUACAGUGAGUGAAUGUCUGCUGUAACAAGGGCGGCUGCUCAGAGGAGGUGGCUAUUUACAGUUAUGAUUACUAUUUACUAUUAUUUGUCAGGGGCCUCACAGCUGCCCCUAAUACAGCCUCCAGUAAGAAAACCACUUCUGACAGUUCUCAAACCCAGUACCCACUCUCCAGAGGCCUGACCCCACCCUUAGAGGACUCCUUUGGAUUCUGACUUUACCUCCAUCAAAUUGGCAGGAACAGCUGAAACCCCGCCUUUCCCUGAGAGAGAGGAGUGGGCCAAGGGGAGGCUCCCAAGAAGACAGAGCAAAGAGAUAAUUUGCCAAAAGGGAAGUGGGAGAGAGAGAAUGAAAAAAAAAAGAUACCAAGAUCUUUGGCUUAUAUUUAAUUUCAAAUUAAUCCUGAUGGAAGCGCUAAAGAAAUCUCUAGCAUUCUUCUGUUUGUGUUUGUGGAUCUUCUGGGUUUAUCCACCUCUCUCUUUACAGAGGACAGCUCAGGGCAGUCAUCCCACAACGACUUAGUCUAACAGGCGUCCCAUUUCUCCUGUGUUUCCAAGGCGGAAGGAAGCACUUACUAGAGUUUGUCAAGUGAUCAGCUACCUAAGGCUUUGGAGGUGGCCGACUUCAACUUUUCCAUCCCUUCUGUGCUGGCCAAAGGUAUGUGGUCUGCUCACAUCUCAUUCAGAUCACAUCACACCAAAUAAAAGGCUGCCUCUCACCCUAUCCUCCUACCCCCUGCCACCAACACCCCCCCCCCACACACACACACAGAGAAGGUUCCCCCAGAGCAGUGACCCUGUCUUUUUGGCCUCUGUCUCCCCAGAAACCAGAGUAGGGUCUGACACACAACAGGUGCUCAAUGAAUGCCUGCUGAAUGGAGGCCACUGACUUCAGCUCAAAGGGACAGCCAGACCCAGAGUGAGAUGACUGAAGAUUCAGAUGUGGACUCCGACACUCACUAGCUUGUGCCCUUUGGCGAGUCGCCUUACCUCCCUGGCCUCCAUUUCCUGACCUGUAACGUGUGUGUCGGGGAGGGAAGAGGGCGUGAUAACAUCUACCACAGUGAGUUACUGUGAGAAUCAAAAGAAAUCACUGGAAUAACCGUAAAAGAUUAUUCAGAAAGAAGAUAUUACUGUCUUAAGUGGAAAGUCCUGGAAAAAAAGAAGGGGAACUUAUACAAAGACCCACUGGGAGAAGAUCUGCUCUGUCCUUUGAGAAGUCCUCAGUGGCUGUGAGUAUCUGAUGCUCAGCAGAGGAGGGGGCAAAGGAAUUUGGGAGGGAUAUUCCUGGGUAUCCAACACACUAACUAGAAACAGAAUCGAGAUUUCCUUUAGCCAAGUAUCUGUUUGUGCCUGUACUUUUCCUCUAGCUCUCUUUUUUCCAACAUUUUUUUCUCCCUCCCUCAUCUCCACCCCCCACCCACUCACCAAGGAAGGAAUUGGCCAGCUCCACCCAGCCCCCCCACAGCUCCGCCCCCAACUUGGCAGGCCAAGAGUUAACAGCUGCACCUGUUGAGGUAUACCUGCUGUCCGCGGCACCUGUACCCGCAGCCAAUCAGCGCCAGCGCUGCCGGGAACCUACCUGUCAGCAAAAUCCCGACACUCAAACCUCAACAUAAAUCAAACACUUCCCUGGGCAGGGAAUGUCUGUGUCAGGCAAGAAUUAGAGACGAGCGGUCAGCAGGGCCUCCGUGCUGAUCACUCGAGCCUGGGAGCCUGGGAGCAGGAAGAUGUCGAAUGAACUUGAUUUCAGGACUGUGCGGCUGCUGAAGAACGACCCAGUCAACUUCCAGAAGUUCCCCUACACUAGCGAGGAUGAGGCCUGGAAGACCUACCUGGAAAACCCCUUGACGGCCGCCACGAAGGCCAUGAUGAGAGUCAAUGGGGACGAUGACAGCGUGGCGGCCCUGAGCUUCCUCUAUGAUUACUACAUGGGCCCCAAGGAGAAGCGGAUACUGUCCUCCAGCACUGGGGGCCGGAACGACCAGGGAAAGAGGUACCACCAUGGCAUGGAAUGUGAGAUGGACCUCGCCCCCCUUGAGAGCCCCACGCAUCUCGUGAAAUUCCUGACAGAGAACGUGUCCGGAAUCCCCGAGUACCCAGACGUGCUCAAGAAGAAUAACCUGAUGAGCUUGGAGGGAGCCGUGCCCACCCUGGGCAAGGCAGCCCUCCUCCCCCCAGGCCCCAGCAAGCUGGAAGCUGGCUCUGUGGACAGCUACCUGCUGCCCACCAGUGAUGUGUAUGAUAACGGCUCCCUCAACUCCUUGUUUGAGAGCAUUCAUGGGGUGCCACCCACACAGCGCUGGCAGCCUGACAGCACCUUCAAAGAUGACCCGCAAGAGUCACUGCUCUUCCCAGAUAUCCUGAAAACAUCCCCGGAACCCCCGUGUCCAGAGGACUAUCCCAGCCCUAAGAGUGACUUUGAAUACACGCUGGGCUCCCCCAAAGCCAUCCACAUCAAGUCGGGUGAAUCGCCCAUGGCCUACCUGAACAAGGGCCAGUUCUACCCCGUCACCCUGCGCACCCCCGCGGGCAGCCAAGGCCUUGCCUUGUCCUCCAACAAAGUCAAGAGUGUGGUGAUGGUCGUCUUCGACAAUGAGAAGGUCCCGGUAGAGCAGCUGCGGUUCUGGAAGCACUGGCAUUCCCGGCAGCCCACCGCCAAGCAGCGCGUCAUCGACGUGGCCGACUGCAAAGAAAACUUCAACACCGUGCAGCACAUCGAGGAGGUGGCCUAUAACGCACUGUCCUUCGUGUGGAAUGUCAACGAGGAGGCCAAGGUGUUCAUUGGCGUCAACUGCCUCAGCACAGACUUCUCCUCACAGAAGGGGGUGAAGGGUGUCCCCCUGAACCUGCAGAUCGACACCUAUGACUGUGGCUCCAGCCCUGAGCGCCUGGUGCACCGCGCUGUCUGCCAGAUCAAGAUCUUUUGUGACAAGGGAGCAGAAAGGAAGAUGCGGGACGAUGAGCGGAAGCAGUUCCGGAGGAAGGUCAAGUGCCCAGACUCCAGCAACAAUGGCAUCAAGGGCUGCCUGCUGUCCGGCUUCAGGGGCAAUGAGACCACCUACCUGCGGCCUGAGGCUGACCUGGAGACCCCACCGGUGCUGUUCAUCCCCAAUGUGCACUUCUCCAGCCUGCAGCGCCCUGGAGGGGCAGUGCCCUCGGCAGGACCUGGCAGCUCCAACAGGCUGCCCCUGAAGCGCACCUGCUCGCCCUUCACCGAGGAGUUUGAGCCUCUGCCCUCCAAACAGGCCAAGGAAGACGAUCUGCAGAGAGUUCUGCUGUACGUGCGCAGGGAGACUGAGGAGGUGUUCGAUGCCCUCAUGUUGAAGACUCCGGACCUGAAGGGGCUGAGGAAUGCGAUCUCUGAGAAGUAUGGGUUCCCAGAGGAGAACAUUUACAAAGUCUACAAGAAGUGUAAGCGGGGAAUCCUGGUCAACAUGGACAACAACAUCAUUCAGCAUUACAGCAACCACGUCGCCUUCCUGCUGGACAUGGGGGAGCUUGAUGGGAAGAUUCAGAUCAUCCUGAAGGAGCUCUAAGGCCCGAGUGAGCCAGCGCGCACCCCCUCAGACCCCUGGGGGUAGGCUCCAGGCAAGGAGCCAGCUGGGGAGCGGCCCCCCCCACACACAACCUCUCCUCACGCCUCAGUGCCGUUACUUGAACGCCCUCCCUGAGGGAAGAGGCCCUCCAGUCGCAAGCCUGUGGAUGUCGGGGCUGGGGACAGACCUGGGAGGUGUCCUGAUCCGAACCUCCUCCUCUUGCUUGACUCUGCUCCCUGAACUUCCUGCCAGUGCCCGUCUGGCCAGAGACGGUGUCACCUCGGUUCACAUACCCAACAU